Molecule: messenger RNA, 2009 nt
Organism: Calidris pugnax (ruff)
Lineage: Eukaryota; Metazoa; Chordata; Aves; Charadriiformes; Scolopacidae
Gene: GLT8D1
Product: glycosyltransferase 8 domain containing 1
Exons: 10
Coding region: 177-1295 (372 amino acids)
Cellular component (GO): Golgi apparatus
Molecular function (GO): glycosyltransferase activity
Source: RefSeq, a predicted model, not a curated record
CUGGGUUGGGCCCGGCCUCCGCCUCCCCCGCGACCUCCCCGAUAACGGCGGGCGCGGCGCAAGACGCUGUCUCCCUGACAACGGCGGCAUCGAGUCUCAGGACCCCUGACUGAAGGGGCCUUCAGCCGGCAGGUUUGCAGGAGGCUUAUGCUAAUAAGUAAAAUAACAAGAGCAAAAUGACGUUAAGGAAAGUGAACAUUUCCAUCCUUAUAGUGGCUGUUGUCAUAUUUUUGCUAGUUCUUCAUCAUAACUUUCUAGGCCUCAGUGACUUCUUGAAACGGGAGUUAUCAGAUUCAAAUCCAUUAGGACUUCAGCCUAUUGAUUUCAUACCUGCAGCUCCCCAGAGGCUGGCAGAUGAGAGGAAUGAUAAGGAGAUUUCUGUGGUCAUUGCAGCGUCAGACGAGAGGCUUGGGGGUGCAAUUGCAGCCAUGAACAGUAUUUACCGCAACACCAGAUCCAAUGUGGUUUUCCAUAUUGUUACUUUGAAUGAUACUGUGGAUCACUUGAGGCUGUGGCUAAGUAACACUGCCCUGAAAAAUUUGAGAUACCGGAUUUUGGAUUUUGACCCUCGUGUCUUAGAAGGGAAAGUACAAGUGGAUCCUCAAAAAGCAGAUGCCUUAAAACCAUUAACCUUUGCAAGAUUCUAUUUGCCCAAUUUGGUACCUCAUGCAGAGAAGGUCAUCUAUGUGGAUGAUGAUAUCAUAGUGCAAGAUGAUAUUCUUGAACUUUACAACACUCCCUUGAAACCUGGACACGCAGCUGCAUUUUCAGAUGAUUGUGACUCAACCACUAACAAAGUUGCUGUCCGUGGAGCCGGCAAUCAGUAUAAUUACAUUGGGUUUCUAGAUUACAAAAAAGAAACCAUCCGAAAGCUUGCCAUGAAAGCCAACACCUGCUCUUUCAAUCCAGGAGUUUUUGUCGCCAAUUUGACAGAAUGGAAAUUACAGAACAUCACUAAGCAACUGGAGAAGUGGAUGGCACUUAAUGUAGAAGAGGAACUUUACAGUAGGACUCUGGCCGGUAGCAUCACGACACCUCCACUGCUAAUUGUAUUUUACAAGCAACAUUCCAGUAUUGAUCCCAUGUGGAACGUGCGGCAUCUUGGGUCUAGUGCUGGAAAAAGGUACUCUCCUCAGUUUGUGAAAGCUGCCAAGCUGCUUCAUUGGAAUGGACAUUUCAAACCGUGGGGAAGAACAGCUUCAUACACUGAAGUCUGGGAGAAGUGGUACAUCCCUGACCCUACAGGCAAGUUCAGCCUGAUCCGCAGACAUUCAGAAGCCUAUGAAGCAAAGUAGAGUCAAUUCUAGUAACUGAUGGCAUUUUCUCAGGAAACCUCUGGAGCCAAGCAGAACUUUUCUUUAGCCAACUUGUAUUACAGAGCAGUCCUUGCUCCCUGCCUUCUGGAGCACAAACAAGGUGACGCACUUAUUCUGGUGUGGUUCUGAAACACACAGGUCCAAAGGAGACUCACCUCACUUGUGUGACAGAAGAUGCUACUCCAGCAGCACUACAAAGCAAGGGAGGAUCUCCACUGACUAGCACUUUUGUUAGUUCAUUUUGGGCUGUUACAUGUUCUUCUGCUCUUUACUACAAGUCUUCUAGAGGAAAAUCAAUUUGUCAGCUACAGAACGAAACAGUUUCUAAGAAAAACAUACAACUUCAGCUGGUGCUUUCACCAUGCAAAUAUUGCACAGUAAUGUACUGUAAUUAAGAGCUGCUUGGGUUUUGUUCUGGUGGUUUUGGUUUUGUGUUUGGUUUUUGUUUGUUUUCUUAUCCUGUGAAAGUUUCAACAACCCUUUCUUGCAUGAAAUCUCCUCCCAACCAUUUCUGUGUAAGUCUUUCUUGCAGAAUUCUGCAAAAUUGAAUCUUGUUUUGAAAGAUGAAUUUUUCAAGUAUUAUUUCACUAUGCAAAGUGGUUUUAACUGCCAGUGAACACUAAAACAUUUUUGUUAAGUGGUGGAGAAAACCUUGUUGAAAAAUAAAAGCUAAUUUUAACAUGUUGACUCAAA